Molecule: messenger RNA, 1545 nt
Organism: Linnemannia hyalina
Lineage: Eukaryota; Fungi; Mortierellomycota; Mortierellomycetes; Mortierellales; Mortierellaceae
Source: the annotation of a GenBank genome assembly
AUGCCCGCUGUCCCCAUCAAAUAUCAGGACCCAAUGGACCACCCGUAUCAAGACAAUGGAAUCAGCCACGAGCACUACAGCUCCAGCAGCUCAAGCAGCAGCAAGCAGACUAGCCCCGCCCCCUCUAACCGAUCCGACUCCAAUCGCGACUCGCCUGCCCUGAGGGGCACCAAGGGCAAGCUCUUCCAGUGCUCUGGCUUUGGCGACUGCCGCAUGGUCUUCACCCGCAGUGAGCACCUCGCCCGUCACGCUCGAAUGUUCAGUCGUUUCGACAACAUGGUCCAGCAUACUCAAACACACACCAAGGGCGCUCGCCGUGAGUCCUCCGCCGGAAUCGCCUCCAAGAUCGCCGUCGAGGGUCGCCGCAAGAGUGAUGCCGGUCCGUUGGAACCAGCACUCGCAAUAGCAGCAGCAGCGGCCAGUGGCGGAAGCUGUAAUGACACUCGACCAGCCACAAAGAUGCCCAAGACCAAGCGAAGCUCCAUUUCUUCCGCCUCUGGCUCAGAGGCCCAAGUUGCGGCCCGCAAGAACCGUAUCCACUCGAUGCCUCUCCUCAAACUCAAUUUGUCAGAAUCGAAUGACGACCAUAACAUCACUGCGGCUGUUAAGGAGGAUGUUUCUUCCACGCCUUCCUCUCCCUUAUCGGGCGCCUUCACCUCUAGCUCGAUCAAGACCCAAAGCAAAGAUAAUGGCAAGGGCCGCAAGAAGGCCAAGGUCGCCACAGUAUCCCAGCGCAAAGGGUCCGUGGGUUCUUCCUCCUCAAGCACCUCGAUGUCGUGGUAUGCGUCCAAGCUCCAUCACAAGUCAAGCGCGGACCAUGGACUGGGUCACUUUGGCCGCCGUGGAAGUCUCGAUGCCAACCUUCCGCCAUUGAGCCGAUACCCCUUUGAUUACACAAUGGACUCUUCGGAUUACCGUCGCCCUAGACAUCCCUUGUCCCCUGAGCGUUCGUCUCACUCUGAAGACGACGAGGACUCGGACGACGUGGGGUCUUCUAUGUCACAGUGGUCCAGACGGCACCAGCCAUCAUGGGGCGGCAUGGUCGAUUCUAUGGACAACAUCACUUUACCACCUCUGAGAACACCGGAGGGGCCCCUUAGCCACUCGACUCGCCUUCCAUCGAUUACUUCGGGAUACAGAACACACAGCGGCAGCUUUGGUCAUCGUCACAGCCGCGAGCCCUACGCACCCAAGAGUCGCCGGUUGUCCCUGGCAGAUCUAGAGGCACCGAUCUACAAGACCAAGAAGGUGGUUGACCAUUCGAUCCAGGUCCACCAUGCCAAGUAUGAGGGUGUUGAUGUCUCUGAGGACGAGAUCCACGCACUGGAGGCAUUUGGUGAGCUGUGGGCACAGGGUCGUGAUAUGGGCAUGGAUGAGGUGGCGCCAUCGUUGUCGGCGACUGCGUCUUCUUCAUCAUCAGUGCGGGCAGUGAUCAAGAGCGAGUUCUCGCAGCCUACUCCUGGAUUGGACCAUGGUCGCCGAUCACCUCGUGCUACCGACGACAAGGGCUUUUCACUUCUUUCAACGGCCAUGGAUCUCGACUGA